AUGAACCCGCCAGAGACGAAAAACUUGCCAAAGACCGCCGAGUCUCGAGUUAGCGAUGUCGACGAAAAUUUCUCCCCGCUCACCAGAGCCCAGCGGUCCGGUUCACAUUUCCCAAUUGAGUCUGGCGUGAGGUUCUUUCUCCUCUUGGCGCUCACGCUUGUCACCAACAAGCCGGUGCUCAUCUCUACCAGACCACCCCCGUCCUCGGUAGGGGCAGUCUCCGACGGGCCUCCGAAAUCCUCGUAA
Akanthomyces muscarius is the source of this 246-nucleotide messenger RNA. RefSeq lists its product as uncharacterized. The record is from RefSeq and is a predicted model, not a curated record. Bases 1 to 246 code for a protein of 81 amino acids. NCBI's taxonomy places the organism in Eukaryota, Fungi, Ascomycota, Sordariomycetes, Hypocreales, Cordycipitaceae. The transcript has 4 exons.